Messenger RNA from Neoarthrinium moseri, 1215 nucleotides. RefSeq lists its product as uncharacterized. The transcript has 2 exons. NCBI's taxonomy places the organism in Eukaryota, Fungi, Ascomycota, Sordariomycetes, Amphisphaeriales, Apiosporaceae. Gene Ontology annotation, biological process: regulation of transcription by RNA polymerase II. Gene Ontology annotation, cellular component: nucleus. The record is from RefSeq and is a predicted model, not a curated record. The coding region runs from base 1 to 1215 and encodes 404 amino acids. Gene Ontology annotation, molecular function: DNA-binding transcription factor activity, RNA polymerase II-specific; RNA polymerase II cis-regulatory region sequence-specific DNA binding.
AUGGAUCUGUCACCUCCGCCUUUGAGCAGAUCCCCUGUGUCCUCGCCAAACACCGACUACCCCUCGCCAGACCUCGUGGACUCACACUAUAAGCUUACUUCUUUGUACGACCAGAACUGCGGCAUGGAUCCCAACCUCGACUCAGAGUCUCUGCCCCCUCUGGAUGCAACAACUUCCGCUGAGUGGAAUAAUCCUGCACUGUUGCACACUUCGACAUCUGCAGACAUCCCAAACAUCCUGUCGGGGGAUUACAACACAUUUGCCAACUACGAUCCUGCUCUCUCGGCACCGUACACAACUCACGAUAUUUAUUCGUCAAUACACGCACACGCGCCAGCAGUGUCACUCGACUCACAAUCACUAUCCAGAACACUUUCGCAUUCAUCAGACCUGUCCUCCCGCCCAAGUUACACCACAUACAGUCAUUGCGACUCCCCUCAACCACACGUCAAGAUGGAGGGCGCCAGCGAGUAUCCUGAUCCGUCUGAUGUUCCUCGAUACCCGUCGCCGCACCUAGGCACAGCUCUACCGGUUGAGGUGGGUGGCUAUAGCAGUGCGGCAAGUAGUUCUGGCUAUCUGUCGGAUGCACCAUCCAGUUCUUGGCCGAAAUCUGAAUACGGGCCUUUGGAGCCGGACGCAUUUGGGACCGGCUCAAACAUGGCAGCACCGUCACUCAUCCAGGGCAGACAGCCUUACAAGAUCCGGGGACCUCAUCAUCAGAGGACCAAGCAGCCACGGAGGCUCACCACAAAGGAAGAAGCAAACUAUCAGUGCGAAGUAAAGGGUUGUGGGAAGCUCUUCAGCAGGAGCUACAACUACAAGGCGCAUUUGGAAACCCACGAUGAGAACAGAGAGUAUCCAUUUCCAUGCGCGGUAUCCGGAUGCUCUAAGAAGUUCGUACGCAAGACGGACCUUCAAAGACAUCACCAGAGCGUACAUAUGAAGGAGAAAAACCAUAGGUGCGAUUUCUGCAGCCGUCUGUUCGCAAGAAAGGACACAUUAAGAAGGCACAUGGAAGACGGAUGUUCCAAGCGUUUUGACAUUGGCACCCUUGAUUUACGUUCAGAAGGCUACGACACAUCGGCAUACUCGCGGCCUUCUCCCAAUCUUCUCGCACCGCCGACUCAACUACCUCCCAUGGCAAGCCCUCGCCCACGAAGUUCAAAUCCAAACCUCCUCGAGCCAGUUUCGGCUUUAAUGCGUAGAGAUUAUUAA